UUUUCAAGCAAUGAAGUUGUUGCUACUUGUCGGGGCUGUGCUAACAGUGGGCUGGGCUGCUGACGGUGCAUACUCCUACGAUGAUCAGGCAGCUUGGGGCGGAGUUUGUACCACUGGUAAACACCAGUCUCCAAUAGACAUAAACAAGGUAACGGACACCGUUUACUACGGCUCAAUGAUUUCAUCUUUCGGCGAGGAAGUAAAAAUUGAAAAGAAAACGGAGGGUCUGAUGACCGUUCAAUGGGACCUCACGGACACCCCUAUAUUCAAGAACUUUCCAGAUGACUGGCCGGUGGGUCAAACCAAGGGUCUUCAGGGUCUUCAAAUGCAUGUCCACUGGGGAAAGACGAGAACGUAUGGGUCAGAGCACAGGCUGAACGGGAAACAAUACGACGGAGAAAUACACCUGGUCACAAGGAACCUCGACCAGGACGACGAGAACGCAAGCGAUUACUACGCCGUGUUGGGAGUCUUCAUUGAAGCGGUAGACGAAGGUUUUGACCUUGAUAUCGACGAAGACGCGGACCAAUAUAUAUCAGGAAUGGUAUCCGGCAGAAACGACGCUGUAGACCUGGAUGUGCUGUUUGGACAGCAAGGAACAAAUAAACAUAAAAAUAGCGUGUUCACCUACGAGGGAAGUUUGACGACACCUGGUUGUGAUGAGAAGGUAUUCUGGCAGGUUCUGGAGAAACCGGUUCUGCUUUCAUCAUCUUACUUCGACGGAAUCCGGGAGGAACUAGAAACGGUCGAGUAUAACCACAGGGAUAUUCAGGAGCUGAACGGUCGACACAUCACACACCGUCUCCUAAACCAACUGCAUACUUCUGAAGGUGGUCAGUCUGAUUCAUUUUGCAAAGUUGACUGUCAGGCUGCACAGCAGACGUGCAUGGGGGCCAUGAGUGGUACUGCUGCAACAUCUCUCCCUUCACUCGCUCUUCUCUUCGCAGCACUGGUCUAUCUCAUGUAGACUACAAAGAACACUAUUUUCCAUUUUUAGAUACAGUAACUCUUUUUUAGAUAUAGUAACUCUUCACUGAUGUAAUUUUAAAUAAGAAAAGACUAAGCGUGAUUUUCCGGCCGUGAUGGACAAAUGCUUUAAUAAAGUUAAAGUUUAGGGGUCGUUCACAUAUUACGUAAUCACUUUUUGACCAUUUUUAACCCUCCUCCCCCCUCCGUAAUCAGUUUUACACAUAGC
Molecule: messenger RNA, 1195 nt
Organism: Bolinopsis microptera
Lineage: Eukaryota; Metazoa; Ctenophora; Tentaculata; Lobata; Bolinopsidae
Product: putative carbonic anhydrase 3
Exons: 1
Coding region: 11-967 (318 amino acids)
Molecular function (GO): carbonate dehydratase activity; zinc ion binding
Source: RefSeq, a predicted model, not a curated record